AUGAAGAGGUUCUCGUCCUCUCUUAUCUCCAACCUCGGUAGAACCCGCCGCAGUGUCGGCGCCGUCCUUUCCUCCGCCCCCGAGAGUCCCACCCCGCCGCUCCCGGGGUCCCCGCGCCGCCGCCCACCUGCCCCCUUUCUCCUUUUUGGUAAGAUCCGAGCGCCGGAUGGGCUGCUUCCGGGUGAUCGCCGCCGGCAGCUUAGGAACCUCGAAACCCUACCAGAAAGGGCCCCUGUGGCUGCCCUGUCCCCCAGACAGCAGAAGAUCAAGGAGAAGGCCGACCUGGAGGAGGCCUUCGAGGCCGCGACGACCACUGAGGACAUCUUGGUCGCCUUCGCCGCCUUGGAGUCUUCCCUCGGGGAGUACGACAAGAAGCUCGGCUUGGCCUGCUUGAAAGUUGGGCAGCAUCUGGAUUUCAUCGGCUUCGAGGAGAACGAGAAGAUUUUGGUAUUCGCUCAGCGGGCGCUGGCUAUACUCGACAGAGAUGACGAUGGAUCCAUCUCGGUGGUCAUGGCGCUCCACUUGAUGGGCUCUGCUACCUAUAACCUCAAGAAGUACAACGACAGCUUGGGAUACCUGAAUCGGGCGAGUCGUCUUCUUCGUAAGCUAGAAGAUGAGGUCGCCGGCGACUUCAACUUAUUGCCCGUCAGUCAUGCCGUCCAGCUCCAGCUGGCCAACACAAAGACUGCGAUAGGGCGGAGGGAGGAGGCGCUGGAUAACCUCAGAAAGUGCUUGGAGAUGAAAGAGGUAAUCUUGGAGCCGAAUAGCAGGGAGUUGGGGGUAGCCAACCGCGACCUGGCAGAGGCCUAUGUCGCAGUUUUGAAUUUCAAGGAAGCGCUGCCCCUCUGCCAGAAGGCCCUCGAGAUCCACAGGAACGAGCUGGGGGAGAACUCGGUGGAGGUUGCCCAUGACCGGAGACUCCUCGGCGUCAUCUACACUGGACUUGAGGAGCACCAGAAGGCGUUGGAGCAGAAUGAGCUCUCGCGGACGGUACUGAGGAGAUGGGGCAUGGACUCAGAGCUUCUCCAUGCGGAGAUCGACGCAGCCAACAUCCAGAUUGCGAUGGGGAAAUUCGAGGAAGCGAUCGCCUCUCUCAGGGACGUGAUUCGGCAGACCGACAGCGACAGCGAGACGCGGGCGACGGUGUUCGUCUCCAUGGCGAAGGCCCUCUGCAACCAGGAAAAGUUCGGAGACUCCAAGCGGUGCCUGCAGAUAUCCUGUGGGAUCCUUGAGAAGAAGGAACUGAUCUCCCCCGUGAAGGUUGCAGAGGCGUACGCAGAGAUCUCCAUGCUCUACGAGACCAUGAACGAGUUCGAGGCCGCCAUAUCUCUGCUCAAGAAGACGGUCUCAAUCCUCGAGAAGCACCCACAAGAGCAGCACGCCGAAGGGAGCGCCUCUGCAAGGAUAGGAUGGCUGCUCCUCCUGACCGGGAAGGUGCCCCAAGCUCUCCCAUACCUGGAAGACGCAGCUGAGAGGCUGAAGGAAAGCUUCGGGCCGAAGCAUUUCGGAGUGGGAUACAUCUACAACAACUUGGGAGCGGCGUACAUGGAGCUGGACAGGCCACAGUCGGCGGCGCAGAUGUUUGCUCUGGCGAAGGACAUAAUGGAUGCCUCUCUGGGGCCUCACCAUGCAGACUCCAUUGAGGCCUGCCAAAACCUCGCGAAUGCUUAUGGCGCCAUGGGAAGGUAAAAAGCUCUAACAUUUCCGAUCAGCCAUAUAUUUCGAUGCGAAUACCAAUGAAUGGAUCCGACCCCUCCAAAAAAAAGUAGCUUCACUUUCAGAAUGACAGGCAGAAAAUAAUUUUCUUGUUGAAUUUUCCACGUCGGUUAUCCGCAAGAACAAGUAACUAAUAGACCAGGUGAUUCCCCUUUGUGCUAGGCAGAGGAAAAACUAAUUUAAAUACUAAUUAUAGGGAUAAGACCCUGGAAUAAAUUUCUUCUUUCUUUUUUUUUCAGAAUGACACCCAAAAAGAAGAGGUUUUUGGAAUUUCUCCCUAUCUAGUCUUCCACAAGAACAAGUGAUUAAUAGACCGGGUGAUUCCCCUUAGGGACAGGCAGAGAAAUUAAUCUAAAUGGGUCAGAAAUAUACGUAACUUAUCAUUUCUUCCGAUUGUCAGAUAUCAUCAUCUCAUCCAGGUUACCCUCUCGCUUUUGCACUGUUCUCUCCAUUAUUUUUAUGCUCACUGAAGAUCAUCACCGUGGACUUGGACUAUAUCCGCAAACAGGUGUUUCUUUUCUAUUUUGCUGACUCUUUUCUCCGCCUGUAGCUUCAUUCUUGCCAUGGAAUUCCAGCAGAAGGUGAUCGAUGCCUGGGAGAACCAUGGCCUGGACGCCAAGGACGAGAUAAGAGAAGCCCAUCGUCUUCUUGAGCAAUUGAAGAAGAAGGCUCGUGGGUCUCCCCCUACCUCUUUUCCAGGGAAGGCUCUGUCACUGCCUCCAGGUAAAUAA
Spirodela intermedia is the source of this 2447-nucleotide messenger RNA. NCBI's taxonomy places the organism in Eukaryota, Viridiplantae, Streptophyta, Magnoliopsida, Alismatales, Araceae. The record is from the annotation of a GenBank genome assembly.